Messenger RNA from Physeter macrocephalus (sperm whale), 3744 nucleotides. It is a transcript of the gene SPATA2L, whose product is annotated as spermatogenesis associated 2 like. Gene Ontology annotation, cellular component: cytoplasm. The transcript is spliced from 3 exons. The coding region runs from base 2025 to 3242 and encodes 405 amino acids. The record is from RefSeq and is a predicted model, not a curated record. NCBI's taxonomy places the organism in Eukaryota, Metazoa, Chordata, Mammalia, Artiodactyla, Physeteridae.
UCCUGCAGAUCAACAAGAAAAAGGCAGGAGCCCCAGUCAGGAAACUAGCAAAGGCUGUGAACAGGCUGUCUUCAGAAGAAGAACUUUAAAAAGCUCAUCAGCAUAAGAAGAGGUGUUUAAAGUCAUUUUGAAAAUCAAGAACUGCAAAUUAAAACACUUACAAGACAGACCUUCCCUUGCACUGAACUGGUGAAGAUGAGAAAGCUGGAUGAUGAGGAGAGUGGUGCUGCCUGGGAGACUGGACCCAGCCGCACGGGGUGCAGCGUGCUGGGCGGUGGUCCAGCGAGCUGCGGUCCUGGCCGAGGUAGGUAUUAACUGACCCUCCCACCCAUCUGCUCCGCCCGGUUAUACCCCAGGGUCACAGAGGACCCCUACGCAGCUGGCGCUGAGGCAGUGUGGCGUCCACCCCCCUACUGUGUAACAAACCAGCCCACUCACUGGCUUAAACAUGCGACAGCCAUUGGCUUUGCUUGUGAAACUCCCAUCUCGGCAGAGUUCAGUGGGGACGUCUUGUCUCUGACCCACCUGCAGCAUCAACUAGGUCAGCUUCCAAGUUGGGGUGACCCAAGAUCAAGGGGUUGGGGUCAUCUGGAGACUUGUCUACCCGUCUGCCAUCAGCGAGGGCCUCGGGGCUGUGGGAACAGCCAUGGGAGGCCUGCAUUCGUUGCCUGUAACUAGCUACCGGGGAGCUUAAAACAACAAAAAUUUACUGUCAAAGUCCUGAAGUCUGAAGUCAAGGCGUCCACAGGGCCGCGGCCCGGCAGAGUGCUAGCCCAGAGCCCUUUCCUGCCUCGUCCGGCUCCGGGGGCUCCCGCCGUCUCUGCCUGUAGCUGCAAGUCUCUGCAUCCAUCACAGGCCUCCUCCCGAAGUGUGUAACCUUCCUCCCUACACAGACAUCAUUCUGACAGGGUUUAGGGUCCACCCUCACCCAGUCUGACUUCAUCCUAACUUGAUUAUAUCGCCAAAGAUCCUAUUUCCAAACAGUCUCACAUUUCCGGGUUCCGUGGAUUCUGGACAUUAUUCAGCCUUCAUUAUUCGGCCCCUUCAUGCAGCUGCUUUCCUCCCGGUAUGUGGCUAGGUCCCAAAAUUGAGCGUCUCAAGACAAGGCAGUUUUAUGACUUAACCUGCAAAGCCACGCAACGUCACUUCCACUCAACGGAUUCUCUAUGGGACGACUCCUCUAAGGGAGGACGGUGCAAAGACCUGCCCAGGUUCGAGUGGCACACUGAGACAGAGCCACGCUCCCUGGAGUAGCACACAACAGUUAACAGCAAACACCUGGGGCCACGCAAACAGCACUCAGAGCAGGAGCGGAGAAGCAGGGCUGGAUACAGAGCAGAACAUCGGAUCCGGUGCCUGGAAGCGACUCUGGCCUAGGCAGAAAGGCGCCUUCACGCCGCUUCAAAGAGGCCCGGGAUGCUGAUUUUUUUUGGGGGGGGGGUAGGGUGCGGCGCCCCCAGCAGUGGGAGCGCGGAGUCUUAACGACUGGACCGCCAGGAAAGUCCCCUGAGGUUGCAGUUUUAAAUGACGCUGAAACGCCCGGCCGGCUUCCACCUGGAGCGCUGGCCCCGCCAGAGGGCGGCUCGACCCCGCCCUCCCUCCCGUAUCCGGUCAAUCCCCGUUUGGCAACGAGAAGGGUCCCGCCCCUGUUGGGGUAGCCCCGCCCCAGGAGAUGGCCCCGCCCCGCGUCCGGCCCCCGCUCCCGGAAAAGCCGCGGUACCUGCUUCCUCGGCACCCUGGCGCUCCCGAGGGUCCAGCUCGGGAGGUCGGCGCCCGCCUCGGUGGGAGUGUGCGGUGUGCCCCCUGUCCUCGGCUCCGCAGGACGUGGAGGUGCGCCGCGUUUGCGCUCCCGGGCCGUCACCAGGCCCCGCCCUGUCCGCGUCGGCGGAGGGGGGCGGUGCCCGUAGAGACCCCGCCCCUAACGUCACGGCCGAGGGGCGGAGCCGGCCCCGGCGGAAGCGAGCUGCUGCUGGAGGGCGCCGAACAGAGCAGCGGGCGCUCGGUGACUGCUGGUGACAGACAGCAUGGGCAGCAGCUCACUGUCCGAGGACUACCGUCUGUGCCUGGAGCGCGAACUUAGGCACGGCCGCGCGGGCGUGUGCGGGGACCCGUCGCUGCGCGCCGUGCUCUGGCACAUCCUGGUGGAAGACUUCGACCUGCACGGGGCGCUGCAGGAUGACGCGCUGGCACUACUCACCGAUGGCCUGUGGGGCCGCGCCGACCUGGCCCCUGCGCUGCGCGGCCUGGCCCGCGCCUUCGAGCUGCUGGAGUUGGCCGCCGUGCACCUGUAUCUGCUGCCUUGGAGGAAAGAGUUCACCACCAUCAAGACUUUCUCAGGGGGCUACGUGCACGUGCUGAAGGGCGCACUCUCGGAGGACCUCCUCAUCCAGAGCUUCCAGAAGAUGGGCUAUGUGCGCAGGGAUGAGCACCGCCUCAUGGUGGCCGCCCCGCCCCCCGCCCGCCAGCUUGUGCAGGUGGCCCUGGGCUGCUUUGCCCUGCGGCUGGAGUGUGAGAUCCUGGGCGAGGUGCUGGCGCAGCUGGGCACCAGCGUGCUGCCGGCCGAGGAGCUGCUGCAGGCGCGGCGGGCCAGCGCGGACGUGGCCUCCUGCGUGGCCUGGCUGCAGCAGCGACUAGCCCGUGAAGAGGAGCCGCCACCUGUGCCCCCCCGUGGCUCCCCGGCCCGGUGCCAGGCCCGGCUGGACCUGUACCGGGACGUGCAGGAGGAUGAGGGCUCAGACGAGACCAGCCUAUACGGGGAACCCUCGCCAGGCCCCGACUCACCCCCCUCGGAGCUAGCCUGCCAGCCUCUGUUCUGGGAGCAGAGCGCCAGACUGUGGGGUGUGGGCGGCGGGGCCUGGGAGGCUGAGGUCAGCAGCCCGGCCUCAGAGGAGGAGCCCGAGGCCGAGGUCUUCUCCCUCCUCUCACUACGCCAAGAGUUGCUCAGUCGGCCCGGAGACCUGGCCGCCCCCCAGGCCCCUGGAACCCCUGAGCAGGCCAGCCCCCCACGAGUCCCCGAGCGCCCCGGCUACCAGACACACAGCUGCCUGGGCCCUGGCGCCCUCCCCGCCCUCUGCUGUGACACAUGUCGCCAGCUGCACACUACCCACUGUGCUGCCCUGGCCACGUGCCGCCCGGGCCACCCGCUGCGCGCCCUGCACGGAAACCACCAGCGGCGCCUGUGGCUGCAGCGAGCCCAGGUGGACGCCUUGCUCUACGAUGCCCCUAGGCCCGCCUGGCCCUAGGCCCAGGGCUUUCUGGAGACAUGUUCCGCGGUGCUUUUCUGGGCCUCAUCCCUCCUCAGGCCCGGGCCACUGGCCACCCUGCCCCUCCUGCCCCCCAGGGGUGCUGAGCACAGCGGCGGGUCGGGGGGCAUGGAGUCUCAGCCCCGCUACGUGAGAGGUGGGGGCCCAGUCUUCCUCGGAAAGCUGCCGGCCCGCCCCCAGGGAGCACCCCUCCCUCCUCUCCCACCCCUCCCCGGCCCCACCACUGGCCCCAGCGCCGCAGCUCCUGACCUGCUCCCUGCAAGUGCCCAAAGGGGUGUUCCACAGAGGAGUGUCCUUGGGGGCUCAGGUGACCUCAUGAGCCGCUGAGCUUUGCUAAGACCAUUCUAGGGGCUCUGCCAGGUGCAUGGCUGACCCGGCUGAGGGGACCUGGCCCCCCAUAGCUGUCACAGACCAGCACUGAAUGAGCUGAGUGCUGGCCUGAGGCCAGCCCCAUGGGCUCCAGUCAGAGCUGGGCGGGGAA